CCCAGGGCAGCAGGGAGCCGAGCUGGCCUGGCUGCAUUUCCCCUCCAGGAGUGGAGGUUGCUCCUUUAAUAGGGGUUUUGAGAUCAGGGAGCGGGCCCUGGGGGUCUUGGGCUGUCACCAGCCUUGGGCCAUGAAGGACUACUCAGACAUCAUCCUUCACGUGGAGGCCACAGAGCUGAGCAAGACCGAGUUCUGCAAUCCUGCGUUCGAGCCUGAAUCAGUGGCCCCCCGCCCUUCACCAGCCUUCCCCGAGGAUGCCAGCUGCAGCAGCCAAGCUCCCUGGCACGGCCGGCCUCCCCGAGGGCUGCGGCCGGACUGCCACUUCUCCUGGCUCUGCGUCCUCCUGCUCGCCAGCCUGCUGCUCCUGCUGCUUGGGCUGCUUGUGGCCGUCAUCCUGGCCCAGUUGCAGGCUCCACCCCUGUCUGGGGCCUCCCGUAGCCCACUGCCUGCCCGAGACCUCAGGACCACCACUGGCACCAGCCCCACCACCAUCACCAUGUCUCAAGCAAGUGAGAUCCCCAAAGGGCAGCCGGAAGCAGGCAUGAGCCCCACCUCCCAGCCCACCUGCGGGGGACUCCUUCCUGGACCAAGGGGCUUCUUCAGCAGCCCCAACUACCCAGACCCUUACCCACCCAAUACCCACUGUGUGUGGCACAUCCAGGUAGCCACAGACCACGCAGUACAGCUCAAGAUUGAUGCUCUCAGCAUGGAGGGUGUGGCCUCCUGUCUUUUUGAUCGCUUGGAGAUCUCUCCUGACCCUGAAGGCUCCCUCCUCAGGGUUUGUGGGAGGGUGCCUCCCCCAACACUCAACACCAAUGCCAGCCACCUCCGGGUGGCCUUCAUCUCUGACAGCAGUGUGGAAGGAUUUGGUUUCCACGCCCAGUACCAGGCUGUGGCGCCUGGGCAUGGGAGAUGUGCCCAUGAUGAGUUCCCCUGUGACCAGCUCCUCUGCCUGCUGCCGGACUCUGUGUGUGAUGGUUUUGCCAACUGUGCAGAUGGCAGCGACGAGGCCAACUGCAGUGCCAAGUUCUCAGGGUGUGGAGGGAAUUUAACUGGGCUCCAGGGCACCUUCUCCACUCCUAACUACCUGCAGCUAUAUGAUCACCAACAGCUCUGCGUGUGGCAUAUCUCUGUGCCUGCUGGGUAUGGCAUAGAACUGCAGUUCCACAACUUCAGCCUGGAAGCUCAGGAUGAGUGCAAGCUUGACUACGUGGAGGUGUAUGAGACCAGCAACUCAGGGACCCUCGGCCUCCUAGGCAGGUUCUGUGGAGCAGAGCCACCACCCCGCCUCAGCUCCUCGCACCAAGAACUGGCUGUGCUCUUUAGGACACAUCACGGUGUCAGCAGCGGGGCCUUCUCAGCCACCUACCAGGCCCUCAAUGCCACGGAGAACCCCUGUGGGCCUGGAGAGGUCUCCUGCCAGGAUGGAGGGUGUAAGGAUCUGCCGUGGGUGUGUGCCAUGUGGAGAGACUGCACAGAUGGCAGUGAGGCAAACAACUGCAGCAGCCCCCUGUUCCCGUCCCCAGAGUUGGCCUGUGAGCCCAUCCGGGUGGAGAUGUGCAUGGGUCUGAGCUACAACGCCACAGCCUUCCCUAACAUCUGGGUGGGCAUGGCCACCCAGGAGGAGGUGGUGGAGGUCCUCAGAGGCUACAAGAGCCUGACCAGUCUAACCUGUUACCAGAAUUUCCGGAGAUUCCUCUGCGGGCUGCUUGUACCCUGCUGUACUCCGCUGGGCAGUGUCCUUCCCCCUUGCCGUUCUGUCUGCCAGGAGGCAGAGCAGCAAUGCCAGCCUGGCCUGGCACUCCUGGGCACUCCCUGGCCCUUCAACUGCAACAGGCUGCCUGAGGCAGCUGGCCUGGAGGCUUGUGCCCUGCCCUGACCCUGAAGCCAGGCCCCUGCCCUUUGCCUGCCUAUCUUCCUCUUCCAAUCAGGGUGGGCAGGCAGGGGAACAAAGUCGGGGGGGGGGGGGCAGCCUGGGACUCUGCCCAUCCUCUCUGGGGCCUUCCAAGGAGGGGGAAGGAGAAGAGUCAUUAAUCCAAGCUAAUGGGACCGUCCCAUCCACUUUCCUGUCCCUUUACUUGCCCCAGCUGCCUGUGACUGCUGCCUGGCUCUACCCACAGCCUAGACUGCUUC
This is a messenger RNA of Choloepus didactylus (southern two-toed sloth), 2133 nucleotides long. RefSeq names its product membrane frizzled-related protein (gene MFRP). Gene Ontology annotation, molecular function: protein binding. Bases 131 to 1879 code for a protein of 582 amino acids. Lineage: Eukaryota; Metazoa; Chordata; Mammalia; Pilosa; Megalonychidae. The record is from RefSeq and is a predicted model, not a curated record. The transcript is spliced from 13 exons.